AUGGACCAACCGAAGUUCUUUAUCUUUCAAAACGAAGGAUCAGGAGUAUUGACCGGAAAGAAACGUAUGAACCUCCCUGUAACAAGCUCUGAUCAAACUGAGACUGGUGCCUACUUGGCCAUCGACUUGGGUGGAACAAACUUGAGAGUUGUCAUUGUUCAUCUGCUUGGUAACUCCAAGUUCGAGACCUCCCAAGUGAAGUACGCUCUACCAGACAACAUCAGAACUGCAAAGAAGGAAGAGUUAUGGGAGUUCAUUGCGGUCUGUUUGAAGAAGUUUGUCAAUGAACACUAUCCAAACGGUGUUGAUAAGCCUUUGCCAUUGGGUUUCACCUUCUCCUACCCAGCUUCCCAGAGUGCCAUCAACGAGGGUAUCUUGCAGAGAUGGACCAAGGGUUACGAUAUCGAUGGUGUCGAGGGCCAGGACGUUGUCCCAAUGUUGCAGGAUGCGUUGAAGAAACAUGAUGUUCCAAUCGAGGUUGUCGCUUUGAUCAACGACACCACUGGUACUUUGGUGGCUUCUGCUUACACCGAUCCAGAGACAAAGAUGGGAUUGAUCUUUGGUACUGGUUGUAACGGUGCUUAUUACGAGGCUGCUCAUUCAGUUGACAAGUUGGAGGGAUUGUAUGCCGAUGAUGUCACAGAGGACAGCGUUAUGGCAAUUAACUGUGAAUAUGGUGCCUUUGAUAACGAGCACGUGAUUCUUCCAAGAACAAAGUACGAUAUCCAAAUCGACGAAGAAUCCCCAAGACCAGGUCAACAAACCUAUGAGAAGAUGAUUGCUGGUUACUACUUGGGUGAGUUGAUUCGUUUGAUCUUGCUCGAUAUCUACGACACCAAGAAGAUCAUCUUUAAGACUCAAGACGUUUCCAAGUUGAGAGUUCCAUUCGUCUUUGACACAUCUGUUCCAGCGAUCGCUGAACAAGAUAACACUGAGUCACUUGAGCACAUAGACGAACUGUUCAAGAAGGAUGCUGGUAUCGAAACAACCUUGGAUGAACGUAAGUUGAUUCGUCGUCUGGCUGAGUUGAUCGGUACAAGAGCCGCAAGAUUGUCUGUCUGUGGUAUCGCUGCCAUCUGCAAGAAGAGAAACUAUCAAACCGCACACUGUGCUGCUGAUGGUUCUGUUUACAACAAGUAUCCGGGAUUCAAGGAGCGUGCUGCUGAGGGAUUGAGAGAUAUUUUUGACUGGAAGGUUGCUCCAAAGGAUUACCCAAUCAUUAUUGUUCCUGCUGAGGAUGGUUCAGGUGCUGGUGCCGCAAUUAUCGCUGCUUUGACAGAGAAGAGAUUGAAGAACAACUUAUCAGUUGGUAUCAGAAAGUGA
This is a messenger RNA of Williopsis jadinii, 1323 nucleotides long. RefSeq names its product hexokinase 2 (gene HXK2). The transcript is spliced from 2 exons. Bases 1 to 1323 code for a protein of 440 amino acids. The record is from RefSeq and is a predicted model, not a curated record. Gene Ontology annotation, biological process: glycolytic process; intracellular glucose homeostasis; glucose 6-phosphate metabolic process. Gene Ontology annotation, cellular component: cytosol; mitochondrion. Gene Ontology annotation, molecular function: glucokinase activity; ATP binding; fructokinase activity. NCBI's taxonomy places the organism in Eukaryota, Fungi, Ascomycota, Saccharomycetes, Phaffomycetales, Wickerhamomycetaceae.